AUGUACCCCCUUACCUUACCGCGCGAGAUCAACUCCUUGCGCUACUUCUCCGUUAUUGCCAUUUUUCUCAUGAUGUACUUCGUCUUCAGCGUUGUUUUGCACUCUUUCCUGAAUGGCUUCCACCACGGCGUUCGGAAGGAUAUCGUAUACUUCCAAUCCGGCAAUACCGCCGUCCAGGGGCUGGCCAUAUUCAUGGCGGCCUAUCUUUCGCAGCUCAAUUGCUAUAAAGUCUACGAUGAGUUAUACAAACCAACGGUACGGCGUUUAACCUUAACCGGUGGGAUCAGCGCGUCAUUAUGUUUUAUUUUAUACGCCCUCACGGGUGUGUUUGGUUAUUACGACUUCGGCGCCGCGGUGACCGGGAGCGCGUUAAAGCUUUACAAUCCCAUCAAAGAGCCCUAUAUGGGGGUUUCCUACGCCAUAAUUAUGCUGAAAUUGUGUGUGGGGUAUGGGCUAAAUAUGAUCCCUCUGCGCGAGGCGAUCUACCAUGUGACUAAGGUUGACGGCAAGGCAAUUAUGUGGUGGAAACACGCCCUGUUUGUGAGUGCCAUGGCCGUUUUAACCCUCCUCGGCGGGCUUUUCCUUCCGAACGUGAAUACGGCUGUGGGGCUUGUGGGUGGAUUCUCCGGAGGGUUUAUCUCAUAUAUCUUUCCCGCGUUGAUGUACAUGUACUCAGGGAAUUGGACACUGCAAAAGGUGGGGUGGUUUCACUUCGUGAUGACCUACAUUCUGCUCAUCUGCGGCGUCAUCGGCGUCGUCUUCGGCACGAUCUCUACCAUUUAUGGACACUUCUAUUCCUAA
Phytomonas sp. Hart1 is the source of this 801-nucleotide messenger RNA. The record is from the annotation of a GenBank genome assembly. NCBI's taxonomy places the organism in Eukaryota, Euglenozoa, Kinetoplastea, Trypanosomatida, Trypanosomatidae.